CGGAUUACGAGCAAACGGUACCAGUACCAAACACACCGACAACUACCCGUCAUCAUCACCAGAACACAGUUCAAAAACUCAAAAUAAAAUGGCCGCCAAGGUAUGGAAUAUUUUACGGUUUAAAAAUUAUGUUCAACUCGUAUUUAAUUAACCACGAUCAAACGNGAAGUAUCACGUAGCAUUCGAUUAGCGAGUUUAGCAUUAUGGAAGGGAUGUUCAACGGCGAACCCUGACCGAUCGACAUAAAUACGACGGAUUACGAGCAAACGGUACCAGUACCAAACACACCGACAACUAUCCGUCAUCAUCGCCAGAACACAGUUCAAAAACUCAAAAUAAAAUGGCCGCCAAAGUAUGGGAUAUUUUACGGUUUAAAAAUUAUGUUCAACUCGUAUUUAAUUAACCACGAUCAAACGAGUUCUACCGAGAACGAAUUUUUUUUCUUUUUUUCGAGAAAAAAUCGAAUAGAAAAAUGAAUCCGUUUCAUAUAUAUUUCUGACUAAAACAGUAGACGAAAAUCUCCGGUCUCGGCAGUAUACUUCUGAUUUCGUCAAACCUUAUUAUUAUUAAAAAUUAGCAAAUUAAUAGUCUCACCUACAACCUUGUCUAACAUUACCGUGCAUUUCAGAUGAUCAUUCUCGCCGCCUGCGUGGCCGCCGCCGUCGCCCAAUACGCCGCCCCGGCUUACAAAGCCGCCCCAGCCUACAAACCCGCCUACUCAGCACCCGCAUACCCAGCACCAGCUUACCCAGCACCCGCCUACAAACCAGCCCCAUACAAGGCAUACUAAUAACCAACCACUUCGUUCAAACUCUUCAAUACAAACCCCCGCAAUCGUUGAUGAGCUGAACUUUCCGUUAUAGAAACAGUACAGCUCAUAUACCAUUCCUACAACAUCGGAAUGAAAAAUGUUUAAUUUAUUGUUUGUUAAUUAAUAAAUAAACUAUUAAUUUAACAUAUUGAAUAUUUUGUUUCGUGUUUAUUCAUUUGUCUGUUUACCCGAUCUAAUUACUAUACAAGUACACCACAUUUGUCUUACAUAUUAAACG
Cinara cedri is the source of this 1049-nucleotide messenger RNA. The record is from the annotation of a GenBank genome assembly. Lineage: Eukaryota; Metazoa; Arthropoda; Insecta; Hemiptera; Aphididae.